Messenger RNA from Stegodyphus dumicola, 1615 nucleotides. RefSeq names its product oligosaccharide transferase gamma subunit (gene Ostgamma). NCBI's taxonomy places the organism in Eukaryota, Metazoa, Arthropoda, Arachnida, Araneae, Eresidae. The record is from RefSeq and is a predicted model, not a curated record. Gene Ontology annotation, cellular component: oligosaccharyltransferase complex.
AGUCAGUUUCAAUGUCGGAACUUCCUUUAACUGUAACCGAGUCGGCGUGUACUUUAUGCCGUGUAGUGCAGUAUGAAGCUCAGCGUGAAGGUCUUUUUAAUCUGUGUUUCUUUUUUAAUUUUAAAUGAAAUUUCCGACAUUGAAGCUAAAAAAGAGGCUCAAACUCUGGGGGAAAGAGUACAAGAGCUAACAGACAUGUCAUCAAAAAGAACUAUAAUUCGUUUUACUGGUGAUAAAUUUCGUCAGUUUAUAAAGGCUACACCACGAAAUUAUUCAUUUGUUAUUAUGCUGACGGCUCUCUCACCUCAUCGUCAGUGUAUUGUGUGCAGGCAUGCAUAUGAUGAAUUUCAAUUAGUUGCCAAUUCUUGGCGUUACUCACAAAUUAACACUAACAAACUAUUCUUUGGAAUGGUUGAUUUUGAUGAAGGUCCAGAUGUUUUCAAUUCAUUGGGUAUUAACUCUGCACCAGUAUUUAUGCAUUUCCCAGAGAAGGGUAAACCCAAGAAAGGUGAUCAAAUGGAUAUCCAGAGAAUAGGCUUCCAAGCAGAAACCAUUGCCCGAUGGAUUGCUGAGAGAACAGAUAUUCAGAUAAGAGUGUUUCGACCUCCUAAUUAUUCUGGAACUAUAGCUCUUGUUAUACUGUUUGCAUUGAUUGGUGCACUGCUUUAUAUGAGACGUAACAAUCUAGAGUUUUUGUACAAUAAGACCUCUUGGGGGCUAGCUGCACUGUGCAUAGUGUUUGCAAUGACAUCAGGACAAAUGUGGAAUCAUAUCCGUGGACCUCCCUUUAUGCAUCGUUCUUCCCGUGGUAGUGUAGGUUAUAUUCAUGGAAGCAGUGGUGGCCAGUUUAUUAUUGAAACUUACAUAGUCAUGAUUUUAAAUGCUUCAAUUACUGUUGGUAUGAUACUGCUUCAUGAAGCUGCAGCCUCAAGGGGUGAUUCCAAAAAGCGAAAAAUCAUGGCUAUUAUUGGACUUGCCCUGGUUGCCAUAUUUUUUAGUCUAUUAUUAUCAGUAUUUAGAAUGAAAGCACAAGGCUAUCCUUACAGUUUUCUUAUCAAGUAAUAUGGUUAUGAGAAGAGCAGGUCUUAAAUAUUUUUAUGAAUGUGAUGCAAGAUGUGUAAUUACCAUUUCUGAAGAAGCACUAAUGACUGAACAAAUGAAAGGGAAAUCCUAACAUGCCUUAUACUAUGUGAAUAGCAUUUGUUGGUUACAUUUUUUAUGUAAUUAAAAGUUAUUUAUACAUAGCAUGCGUUUAGAAAUGUAUCUUUUGAAAAUAGUCAUACAUUGUGUAUGACAUAUAACUGUUUAAUUAAUAAAAUCUAUGUUUUUGUACAGAUAUUCAUAAAUAUUCUUAUUUUAUGUAUAGAAUGGAUAAAAUUUAUGUAAAAUUGACCUACCACUGUAUCAGAAAAUUAUUUUAUUAAACAUUAAUAUAACAAAUAAAAAUGAAAUUUACAUACUGCACUGUUUUUUUAUAUUCGUGUAUCUAAAGAAAUGAUUAUUUCUGAAAACAACCCCAUCCUGUGGUACAGGCAUAACUCAAGAUAUUGCAGGUUUUAUUCUCUGCAGUAAGUGAAUAUUGCAAGUUUCAUUUGCCAGAAAAAAAAAAAAAAAA